Messenger RNA from Pleuronectes platessa (European plaice), 570 nucleotides. Its product is annotated as globoside alpha-1,3-N-acetylgalactosaminyltransferase 1. The record is from RefSeq and is a predicted model, not a curated record. The transcript has 4 exons. Gene Ontology annotation, cellular component: membrane; vesicle; Golgi apparatus. Gene Ontology annotation, molecular function: hexosyltransferase activity. Gene Ontology annotation, biological process: carbohydrate metabolic process. NCBI's taxonomy places the organism in Eukaryota, Metazoa, Chordata, Actinopteri, Pleuronectiformes, Pleuronectidae. The coding region runs from base 1 to 429 and encodes 142 amino acids.
AUGCAUAAUCCCCAAGGUGUGUCUCCGAGGCAGCCGCCCGGGCUUCUGGUCGGUGUGCUCCAUCCAGGUUACUACAAAGUCGACCGCAGCGCAUUCCCCUAUGAGCGGCGGCCUAUCUCCAAAGCCUACAUGGCUCCUGGGGACGGGGACUUCUACUACUGUGGGGGGGCAUUCGGAGGCCUCCUGCAGGAAGUACACCGGCUUACCAAAACCUGCUCCACCAACUUUGGGGAUGAUGCUAAAAAAGGCAUUGAGGCAGCCUGGCAGGAGGAGAGUCACAUCAACAGGUAUUUGUGGAUCAAUAAGCCCAGUAAGGUUCUGUCCCCUGAGUACCUGUGGCAAGACUUUAAACCCCGCGAGCCUGAACUUCACAUCAUCAGGUUCUCUGGAGUUGUGAAGAACUACGCAGAGAUCCGACCCAAUGUCUGAGAGAACCCAGCUGCACCAGACGGACUGGGAGAGGCAGCUACAUAGUCCUGGCUCAUUUUCUGUUUCAGAAAAACACUCAGAAAUACUUUCUCUGUCUUACACAUGAUGAGAUGACUCAAGGAAUAAAUCUUAUAAAAUUUG